Molecule: messenger RNA, 1455 nt
Organism: Striga hermonthica
Lineage: Eukaryota; Viridiplantae; Streptophyta; Magnoliopsida; Lamiales; Orobanchaceae
Source: the annotation of a GenBank genome assembly
AUGGCAAAUGCGGCUGCUAUUGCUGAGAGGGCUACCAGUGAUAUGCUGAUUGGUCCAGACUGGGCCAUAAAUAUAGAACUAUGCGACAUAAUAAACAUGGAACCUGGGCAAGCAAAGGAUGCACUGAAGAUAUUGAAGAAAAAAUUGGGGAACAAAAGCCCUAAAAUUCAGCUCCUUGCGCUAUUUGUGCUGGAGACUCUUAGCAAGAACUGUGGGGAAAAUGUGUUUCGGCUGAUUGCCGAUAGGGAUAUACUACAUGAGAUGGUCAAAAUUGUGAAGAAGAAGCCUGAUUUGAACGUGAGGGAGAAGAUUCUGGUGUUGAUUGAUACUUGGCAAGAAGCUUUAGGGGGUCCCGGGGGAAGGUUUCCCCAAUAUUAUGCUGCGUACAAUGAAUUGAAGUCUGCUGGGGUUGACUUUCCACCUCGGGUCGAAGAUAGUGUUCCACUAUUCACUCCACCACAAACACAUCCGAUAGUCCACACUACUCCAUAUGAGGAAGCUGCUGUGCAAGCCUCUCUCGAAUCUGAUGUUUCUGGACUUAGCCUGCCCGAGAUUCAAAAUGCUAAUGGACUUGCAGAUGUUCUGAUGGAAAUGUUAUCUGCGUUGGAUCCAAAUAAUCCUCAGGGUGUGAAAGAUGAAAUCAUCGUUGACUUGGUUGACCAGUGUCGUUCAUACCAGAAGCGUGUCACAAUCCUCGUUAACAAUACUGUAGAUGAGGAUCUCUUAUGCCGGGGACUCGCAUUGAACGAUAACUUGCAGCGAGUCCUAUCUAAGCAUGACAAUAUUGCAAAAGGAACAUCAACAGCUUCUUCUGCAGUUAACAGAGAAACCUCUGUUGCGCCACUUAUGAAUGUGAAUCAUGAGGAUGAGGAGUCUGAAGACGAUUUCGUUCAACUAUCACGAAGAUCAGCAAGGGACAACACCACACAGGGACCCGUGGCGAAGCCUCCAGCUGCCAAGAAACCGGUCGAGUCGAGCGUCGAUUAUUUAAGCGGCGACACGUACGAAACAGAUCGACCCGUGCCAACAUAUGGGCCCACAAACGCGGCCCGCCCGACUCUAUCACCCAACCAAAGAAAGCCCACCUCACCUCCCGACGAUUUCGUAAACCCCACUGCAUCCAUGUUUGCUCUCAAAUCAACAUAUGACGAAAAUCCCCCUCCGAGCAAAUCGGCUGACCAUUUACCCUCGGCAGCCGCAGUCAAUCUCCCGCCCCCUCCCUCAAGGUACAAUCAGAGGCAGCAGUUUUUCGAGCAGCACCAUGGUGGGCCCUCCCACUCGAGCAGCGAGUCGGGCUCAUCGUACGACAGUCUGGUGGGCCAGGCCCAAGGCCUAUCGAUCAAAACUCCUGUGGGCUCUGAUAAGAAGGAAAAGCCCGAGGAUGCACUUUUUAGGGACUUGGUGGAUUUUGCCAAGGCCAAGUCAUCCUCGCCCAAGCCAAACAGGUCGAUUUAG